Cyprinus carpio (common carp) is the source of this 6658-nucleotide messenger RNA. RefSeq names its product leucine rich repeat containing 4C, genome duplicate a (gene lrrc4ca). Gene Ontology annotation, cellular component: postsynaptic density membrane; plasma membrane; glutamatergic synapse. Gene Ontology annotation, biological process: regulation of axonogenesis; synaptic membrane adhesion; modulation of chemical synaptic transmission. The record is from RefSeq and is a predicted model, not a curated record. The coding region runs from base 1849 to 3792 and encodes 647 amino acids. Lineage: Eukaryota; Metazoa; Chordata; Actinopteri; Cypriniformes; Cyprinidae. The transcript has 5 exons. Gene Ontology annotation, molecular function: cell-cell adhesion mediator activity.
CUGAGUUCAGCGUCUAGACAGGGUCGGAGCGCCGGUAGAUGGCAGUCGUGUCCCUUCUGCACUAGACAGGAAGAAGCAACUUCAAACCCUCACACUUAGUACACAGGCUAUACACAAUCACACACGCACAUGUGUGCGUCAAACAGGCGCUACAGACCUGUCCGAAGGCGCGUCAUAUAAUCUAUAACGUUCAGGGUUAUUGCACUCGACCAAUCAUUGGUAAAAUGGAAAAAGAUUGUUGGGCCAUUGAGUUUUACGCAUCCAAGAAGACGCCGGUGAGGACAGUCAGAAGAGUGAGACUUUGGGCUGAGGGCUACAUCAAUACGUGUUAGAAGAUUCUUGGUGUCACCAGCGGAGCGCGCUGAGCCGAUACCCACAGAGAGCCGCGCGUCAUACCACACUAGAUACUUCACACUAGAACUUCAUUCACCGACGAGAUCUCGGCGUAUUCGACGGGUCUCACCUCUUUAGAUGUUCCUGCUCGCGGGGUGACUCACUUGUAGCUGAUCUCCGUUUGGCUCUCUCGCGCUGCGUAAUUCUACGGCUUGGCGCGGAGCGCAGCAGCAUUCGCGUGGAUUUUCGUCGCGUCACUGGAUUGCUUUUUGCCGGAGUUGAGUUGAACUGUAUUGAGUAGUAUCUGGUGGGAUGUAGCUUUUGAUGAAUACCUCGUCUAUGACAAGUUUAUACGCGUUUGAAAAGGAACUACGACGGUUAGUAUAUGUAGCCUAUCUGUUAUUUAACUAAAAUAAGGGAUUUGACUCACAUUUUGGCUCAUUUUUGUCCACUUUCCUUAAAAAAAAAAAAAAAAAAAAGACACUUGGAGGAUUUUGUCCUUUUUUCCCUCCUUUCCAAAUGAUCUUGGUGGUCUUGUAUAGGAUGUGAUAUACGAAUAUUUGUGUUUGCCAACGCACGAGGCUCCUCUCUCAAGGCAUUCCGUAGGACAUAAUCACAUUUCAAGGAAAUAAGCAUCUUGAAAUCCGCACUGGGCUGUGAGUGGAAAUCUAAUCAGAUCGGGUGCGUAAAGGAGGAAGAAAAGUUCCGUUUUAAACCACGACUGUGGAAUAAGAACAUCAGCGAUCUGCGUUUAUGGUCUGUUGAAGAUUGGGAUGAAGAAAGAAAUGCAGGGAAUGGUCCAUCUCAGGGAUAAAACCCAUCUAGAUGCGUAUUGGCUGAAUGUGAAACCCCAAAUCUGUGUUGUUGAACGCCAAGAAUGACACGCAAAACCAGGGAGACGACGAAUUAAUUGAUUUAUCAGCAGGAAAAAGACUUGGUACACCGGAUUUUGAUGAUGCGGGGCAAGAAAGCAUCGAGAUAUCUGUUCUAGAGGCACUCGUCUAUAUGAUGGCAUUGACAGGAAGACCGAGCGGAUAUACAGGAGCGAAUUUCUUCUCAUAGAAGCUUGUGAAAGCAAAAGUGCUCUUGGAUAGCCCAGAGUACACGCCGAAGAACAUUUCAUUCGCAUCGCGCUUCAUUGCUUGAGAAUUGCGGAUGGAUUUUGGUGCUUUGAAAGCGAACGGAACGUUUGCGAUCUGAACCUCACAGAUUUAGAAAGGAGUGCAGUCAUGGCCACUGAAGCGUGCUGUGUUCACCCCCUCAUCGUCUGGCACUUUUUCCCUCCAUCGUUCUAGAGGAAACAGAAUAAAGAAGGGAAGGCGAAGCCAGCUAGAGAAACCAAGCGUGAAGAUGUCCAGAAACUGCUGGCACUGUGGAACACUCGGCAGACGUGAAUGUGUUGCGUGGGGAACUGACUGAAGAGGCUCAGAAUUGCCACUUGACUUUAUGAUCCUGAAAGAGUUCGGCCUGAUAAAACCCUUCCCAAAGAGUGGAGAACCUGUCAGCGAAUUAUGAAUGAUAAACAAGAUGACCUCCUCCCUGAUGCAGCAGACGAUGAGAGGUCCUAGGUGGAACCGGGCCCUGUCCGACCCAUUGUUUGUGCUGUCGCUGGCCCUGCAGCUUCUGGUGGUGGCUGGCUUGGUGCGAGCGCAGACCUGCCCCUCUGUCUGCUCUUGUAGCAACCAGUUCAGCAAGGUCAUCUGUACGCGACGUGGCCUUCGAGAUGUACCCGAUGGUAUUUCCACCAACACAAGGUACCUGAACCUUCAGGAGAACCUCAUCCAGGUGAUCAAGGUUGACAGCUUCAAGCAUCUAAGGCACCUGGAGAUCCUGCAGCUCAGCAAGAACCACAUCCGCAACAUUGAAAUCGGAGCUUUCAAUGGGCUGGCCAACCUCAACACUCUAGAGCUCUUCGAAAAUCGUCUAACCACAAUCCCCAAUGGGGCUUUCGAGUACCUGUCCAAACUUAAAGAGCUUUGGUUGAGGAAUAACCCUAUCGAGAGUAUACCCUCUUAUGCCUUCAACCGUGUACCAUCGCUGCGAAGGCUGGACUUGGGUGAGCUUAAAAGGCUCUCAUAUAUCUCAGAAGGUGCCUUUGAAGGCCUCAGCAACCUGCGGUACCUGAACCUGGGCAUGUGCAACUUAAAGGAGAUCCCCAACCUCAUUCCUCUUGUCCGUUUGGAUGAGUUGGAGAUGUCAGGGAACCAGCUGUCUAUAAUAAGGCCAGGGUCUUUCAAAGGGCUCGUCCACUUACAGAAACUGUGGAUGAUGCAUGCGCAGAUCCAGACGAUUGAGAGAAAUGCCUUCGAUGAUCUUCAGUCCCUCGUGGAGCUCAAUUUGGCCCACAAUAACCUUACCCUCCUGCCUCAUGACCUUUUCACCCCACUACACCACUUGGAGAGGGUACACUUGCACCACAACCCCUGGAACUGCAACUGUGACAUCCUCUGGCUUAGUUGGUGGCUAAAGGAAAUGGUGCCGGCCAAUACCAGUUGCUGUGCCCGCUGUUCGUCCCCUGCCAGCCACAAAGGGCGCUACAUCGGUGAACUCGACCAGAACUAUUUCCAUUGUUAUGCACCGGUGAUCGUGGAGCCACCAGCGGACCUGAAUGUGACUGAGGGCAUGGCAGCAGAACUGAAAUGUCGAGCAAAUUCUUUGACCUCAGUCAGCUGGAUCACGCCCAAUGGGUCCAUCAUGACGCACGGGGCAUACAAGGUGCGCAUUUCUGUGCUCAACGAUGGAACGCUGAACUUUACCAAUGUCACAAUGCAGGACACGGGAACGUACACUUGUAUGGUGAGCAACUCCGCAGGCAACACGACAGCCUCAGCUACACUCAAUGUGUCCUCGACAGAGAACAGCAGCUUCAGUUACUUCACUACAGUUACCGUCGAGACCACAGAAGCAGCACAUGAUGAGGGCCAGCCAACGGUACAGCAGAAGAGCGGCCCUACUCCUUCUUCUGGGAUUUGGGAGACCUUACCACCUUCCUUUACCACUACGACCACGACAGCACGGACACCACUGUCCACCAAGGCCACCGACAAGACCUACACCAUCCCAGUCACAGCCCUGAUUGAUGGCUCCCUCAACACUUUGGAUGAGGUCAUGAAGACCACAAAGAUCAUCAUUGGUUGCUUUGUGGCCAUCACCCUGAUGGCAGCCGUCAUGCUGAUCAUAUUUUAUAAAAUGCGCAAACAGCAUCACCAGCAGAACCACCACGCACCGACGCGAACAAUCGAGAUCAUCAACAUGGACGAGGAUUGUGUAACGGGUGGACCUACCAUAGAGGGCCACCUCACUCUCCCCCCACUGGAGCAUGAGCACCUGAAUCAUUACAACGCCUACAAGACUGUGUACAACCAUGCCUCCACCAUCAAUUCUAUACACAGCUCUGCCCACGAACCUUUGCUAAUUCGGGCCAGCUCAAAAGACAAUGUACAAGAAACCCAGAUCUGAACUGCUUUUCAUAAUGUGGAUUAAACAAAGAAAAAAAGACUUCUAAAACUCUUAGAAACAGUAAGUGACACAUCGAUUUUGAAGAUUGUCGAAACAAAGACACAGUAGACUGAUGCAAGACGUAUGAGAAGGAUGUUGACAGGUACAAAAGGACAUUGGGAGUUGAGUGUACGUCAACCGUUUCAAAAGUGUCUUUACAUAACAGAAGUUAUUUAUUUAAGGAAAAUAACUAUUGUGGUUUAAUCAAGAAAAGAUGUAAUCUGCAAUUAUUUUUCCAGCAAUUAUUUCUCCAUGUUUUUUAAUGUUAUUUUAAGGGUUGUUGGUUUACUAAUAUGCUUUUAAACUCUGUUUAAAUCUAUUGUUCUGUAAGUGAAGACCCAAGUCAACUGCAGAUGAAUCUAAAACUCUCCAUCUUUCUGAAAUCUCAAGAUUCACAUUUAAUGUCGAUCUUAGGUUACAGAUUGUCAUAUUAGAAAACUUCCACACCAUAACUGUUUGAAUUGAUCAUGUUAAUUCUAAAUUAUUCAUUUACUGACGUCCCCUUAAUUAGUGAAUUUUGACUGUAAAGUUAUUCAGUUGUCUUUGCUGUAAAAGAGGCUCUUUAAACUAUAUUGGUCCGUCUGUUAGCUGGUUUUAGAGGUGUUUUGGGCACUUUUCAACUGGACAGACUGGAAGACAAGCUUUUAAACAGCUAAUUUUUCAACAGGGAUGGCUGCUACAAAUUACGUGCAGAUGUACGCCUGGCUUCUCCACCCUAAAAUUUAGAACAAGGAGCCCUGGAAAAGUGUCCCAAUUAAAACCGGGCCAAAUGUCAGGAACAUGUCUAUUUGAUGCAUGCAGGACAAUUUCAAAUAAUUUCUGUGCUCGGACCAGAAGAUUUAUAGAUUAAGUUAGCAUUUGGAGGCAUCCCACAUGACCUUAAAUACAUGUUGAGGCAUCUCAUGCUUAAAAUAAGCUUUAUUUAAGUCCUUAAACUGUUUUCUGCAUUUUCUUACUCAUAGCGUACAACAACUUGGGUUCCUGUGGCAGUUCAUCCUUGACAGCCAACUAAACCAAUACUCAGAUGCAGCACACACAUUCUAUGCCAAAUUCUAUAUGGGCAGGGGGCUGAAAAUUGUAGGCCUUUAUUUUAAGUGGAAAAAACAUAAAGCUGGUACUGACGUAGCACCAUUUCCAUUUCAAUCCACUUGUCUUGGUGCUCUCCAUGGAUACAGUUGAAUGAAAUCAUUCUGGAAUGGUCUUAAAGCCAGACACAGAACCCUAAAUAAGUGGGCAAAGUCAGUGCGGCUCAGAUCUAAGGCUUCCAAAGAUGCCACAGGUGUGUCUUUAUAGAUUCUGUGAACCGAUUGUGUUUUAUUCCCUCUCACUAGUUCUUUUUUCUUGAAUUCUUUCAUAUUCUAUCUUCCAUCAUUCUGCGCUGUCAAUCUUUUUAGGCAGUUAUGCAAUUCUUUUUAAACUUUUAAAUCAUAUUCAGUUACUUUAGUUUAUUUUCGGUACAGACCGAGGAUGAUACAUCCAUCUUCGUCUUUACACACACAGUAGCCUUUGGCUGCAGGGGGAAUGACUUGACAUUAUGAAUUAAUUUAUGAAAUAAGAAUGGCCUGAGACGGUCACUAUAGAAACCAAUGACCUUGGACGGGGUGGGGAGUAGCCGACAGACAUUGGCUUGACACUUUAAAUGUAUUCAGAGUCAAAUGAGAGAGCUAGGCUGGGUGAAAGAGCCAAAGUGGACUUGUUUGAAGUGCAUCAUUUAAUCUAUAAAGCAAUCUAGAGCUCUAUAGGUAAUUUGAAUUAAACCAAUAAACCUGUGACAUUUUAUUCAGAUCCAUAGCGUUUCAUUUUUGGCCGUUCAUAAUUCAUGCAAAGUGCACAGGGGACUGACAAGGGGAUUUUUCUCAUGCGUUUCUGGUCUUAAUACAGAUGCUGACUGAUAACAUGUGACAUUUGGUGAACUUUUCUGUAUCAUAUUUUGAUCACACAGCAGAUGAACUCUGAUUUUAAAAGAUCUAAUGCAAUUAUGCUUGUCAGCUUUGCUAUUUCAGAUCAUUACGAAAAAGUUUUUGAGAGUACCUCCUGCCCACUAGAAGCAAAGGCCAUCUGGUACAUUUCCUAAUCAAGAUAUCAAAGCCUGCAAAAAAAGACUGUUCUUCAUCUGAAUAUGCUGCUCUUUCGAAUCUUAAUUAAUUUUCUUGUCUUUCUGAAUUUAGUUUGCGUUUUCACUGAAAUUGAUGUCAAUCUGAACAUAAAGCGAAAAAAAAAAAAUCCUUAUCGUCAAUGGAGUUUAGCACAAAAGUAAACCAAGUCAUUGGGUUUUCAGUUGCAUUUUAUUUAUUUUAAAGAAUAGAAUCAUUGUCUUAAAUUGUCAUCAUUUUUGGAAAAGGUCUUUGUCGUAUUUUAUAAUAUAAUCAUUUUUUAUUAGAAUUUUUGUUUUUCGACUUUUUGUGAUUUUCUUUUUCUGUAUGUUUGUUCAGUCCCUUCAUGCAAACACAUCUGUGUUUUGGGUUUCAGUUAAGGAGUGAACGAGAUGCUUUUUUCUCCGUUUCACGUAACUUCUUUCUUUUCGUCUCUGAGAGGGAAUGCUGUUCUAGUGGUAGAUUUCUAUAAAAAUAAAUUUUGAAAAUAAAAAUAAAAAAAUAAAAAAAACAAAACAAAAACUUUUUAAAUUUUAAUUUUACAUGUGCCAACCUGUUCUAAAAGAUUCAAAAUAAAAGAGAGAGAGAGAGAGAUGCUGUAAAAGACGACUGGAUUGAUUUUCAUGUAAACAUUAUUUCAUGACCUUUAAAAAAAGAUGGAGAUUGAUUAUAGAAAUCAGAGUUUGUAGUUCAUACACAAGAUAAGGUUACAAAUAAACUAUCAUUGUCUUUUC